GCAGCACCGGGGGCCACAGAACGCCUCUUCUGCCCUGUGGUUCCUGGAGGGAGCCUCAGCCUCUACGAAGAUGACUUGGAGACAGGUCCUCCUCUUGUCCUGCCUCUCAGCCGUGGUGCUCCUGUCCUUGCUGCGGGAGGGGACCGGUGCAUCGGUGGGCACCAGACAGACAGCAGGAGCAGAGGACCAGGAAGGUGUGAAACAGGAGAUUUUCAUGCAAGAAUCAGAUGCCUCAAAUUUCCUCAAGAAGCGCAGCCAGCGGUCCCCCAAAUCCCGAGAUGAGGUCAACGAACAGGAAGAGAGGAACCGGGAGGCAGUGGAGCAGUGGCGCCAGUGGCAUUAUGACAGCCUGUACCCACCGUAUCUGUACAACCGCCACCACACCUGACCUCAGCCUGCAGCAGGUGGGAAGAUGCAGCUUGGAACUCCACCCCCCACCACCAUGUUCGAGCAACUCUCUCCCCAACAAAUGGGCCCCUUCAGAGGGUCUCAGCUGGAUGCAGUGGCCACAGGCUGAUAAAUACAUGUGCCUUUGUGCUGAUGCA
Galeopterus variegatus (Sunda flying lemur) is the source of this 545-nucleotide messenger RNA. It is a transcript of the gene UCMA, whose product is annotated as upper zone of growth plate and cartilage matrix associated. Lineage: Eukaryota; Metazoa; Chordata; Mammalia; Dermoptera; Cynocephalidae. Bases 71 to 388 code for a protein of 105 amino acids. Gene Ontology annotation, biological process: embryonic skeletal system development; regulation of osteoblast differentiation. The record is from RefSeq and is a predicted model, not a curated record. Gene Ontology annotation, cellular component: extracellular matrix. The transcript is spliced from 5 exons.